GGCGGAACCGGAAGUAUCCAUUCGGACACUUUUUGAAAUUAGCUGUCAAGUGAGACACUUAGCUGUUACAGCGCUGUUAAAACCUCCAAAACGAUAGGAAAACCUAAAUGAACCAAUAUAUUUGAAAGUCUUAAAGCAGGAAUUGGUUGUUCAGUCUAGUCUUACUAUAUUAUAUCUUAUAUCUCUAAAGUAAAUCAUCAUGGGCGAGGUGGAGCUGUCCUGCCGGGCUUAUGUGAAGAUGUACCUGCACGCCUGCCUCUUUCCGCGGUGCAGCAUCAACGGACUCCUGUUGUCGUCCAGCUCAGCAGGCGGUGCUGUCUGUGUGACAGACUGCGUCCCGCUGCUUCACUCCCACCUGCCCCUGGCUCCCAUCACUCAGCUGGCCCUCACACAGGUGGAUGUGUGGUGUUCACAGACUCAGCAGAGGGUAGUUGGAUACUAUCAAGCCAAUGCCUGCGUUUCAGAUAGCAGCCCGACGCCGUGUGCACUGAAGAUAGCUGAUAAGAUUUCUGAGCAGUUUGACAACGCAGUUUUGUUAAUGCUUGAUGGCGGUAAGAUGUCGCCAGAUUAUCGGGUUCCUCCCAUUGUGAUGUACGAGCGUAAAGAUUCAAGAUGGAUGCUCAAAGACAAACACACGAUAAUGCUGAGACAGUGGGAGGAGACUCGGGCGAUAGCCAGUCAGAUGCUGGAGUCAGGUGAUCACACACUACUGGUGGAUUUUGACAGCCACUUGGACGACAUCACAAAGGACUGGACCAACCAGAAACUGAACAUCAAGAUAGCCGAGCUCACCUCACCGGCCAACGGGAACAUCUAGACUGAGAAGUAGCAUCAGUUUGUAGUAGAGCUCAGAUUUGUUUAUGUUCUCACCCGACAUCAUGUGACUUUUAUAACCUGACACAAACACACAGAGAUUAGGUUUAUUUUUAAUGCCUUUUCUGAACUGAACAGGGACAUGACAUAGAACAUGCAUAAAUAACAAAUAUAUGUACAGCUUGGUAGAUCUCCACAGUCAUCCACCCCCUCCUCAGAGUGUGCCUUGUGGUCCAGCCCAACACGCUGCUGAUUUAAAGGAAAAAUUCACCUUAAAUACACCUUUUGACACUAUUUCAAUGCA
Epinephelus moara (kelp grouper) is the source of this 1117-nucleotide messenger RNA. RefSeq names its product ER membrane protein complex subunit 9 (gene emc9). Lineage: Eukaryota; Metazoa; Chordata; Actinopteri; Perciformes; Serranidae. The record is from RefSeq and is a predicted model, not a curated record. Bases 200 to 817 code for a protein of 205 amino acids. The transcript is spliced from 6 exons. Gene Ontology annotation, cellular component: EMC complex.